Molecule: messenger RNA, 1125 nt
Organism: Scomber scombrus (Atlantic mackerel)
Lineage: Eukaryota; Metazoa; Chordata; Actinopteri; Scombriformes; Scombridae
Exons: 6
Coding region: 97-708 (203 amino acids)
Source: RefSeq, a predicted model, not a curated record
GAAGAAGAAGAAGAAGAAGAAGAAGAAGAAGAAGAAGAAGAAGAAGAAGAAGAAGAACAGAUUGAGUGUGCUGGGUUUUGACUAGAUUUCCUCAUCAUGAUGAAGCUGAUCCUGUCUCUCACUCUCAUCUGGACUCUCUCCAGCACAGCUGAAGCUGUUGAGUGUUGGCUCGGUGAAGGAGUCGAUACAAGCAGAAACUUCUUAUUCCCAUGUGACAAUUCUCAGCUGUGUGCAACUAUUGGGCUGCAAGAAAAUGUGACCGGGACUCUCGAGCAGACCACCAUCAGGUUGUGUUUGCCGACCGCCCUUUUCAGUGAGGGGAAGUUCACCUAUUCUUACAAUAUUGGUGUGUCAAAAGUGGCUGCUACUCUCCACCUCUGCAACACAGACCAAUGCAAUGGUCAACCCAUAGCUUACCCUGGUGCUAUGCCAACAAACAACCUGCAGUGUUUCACCUGUGAUGAUCGAUCCUCUACUGCGUGUAACAGUAGAGUACAGUGUGCUGGAACAGAGGACCGCUGCGUUAGUGGAACUGCGGAAGAUAACGAGGGCUCGUUUCCUGUCUUUGGAUGUGCUACUGCAAAACUGUGUGACAUUGCUGCACGCUUGGAUCUCCUGCCCAUUCCUGUUCCUAUUGACUUUCCUCGUCCACCAAAUUGUUGUGGAAGCAACUUAUGUAACAGGUCUAGUCCAUCAAACUGGAUGUGAUCCCUUUUCUGGUUGGUCUCAUUAACCUUAUCAUCUAAUAGAACAAAAGGAAACUAAAAAAAUAGCAAAAGUAGCUGUGUAAUGUGUGUAAGUAGACCAAAUACAUUGAUCAUCUUUUCAUUGAUUUACACAGUGAGAUUCAUUAAACAUUUUGAAUGUUUUAGUUUGGUAAAUUAUUAUUUUAAUCAUAACUGAAGCAUCCCGUCCCACAAAAUGACCGAGAAACCAGUAAAUCUUGAACUUUAAACUAUUUUGAUUGAAAUUUUGAUAUAUUUGGAUUUAUGUGGACUACAUUUUUGCACAAAUUACCUCAAACACAACCUCUGUUGUACAUGUUUAUUUCAUUCUUUCUUUCCUGAAAAGAAGAUGCAACUUCAGGAAAAGAGAAAUAAAGAACUUACUGCAUCAACAGGUGCA